Molecule: messenger RNA, 2505 nt
Organism: Selaginella moellendorffii
Lineage: Eukaryota; Viridiplantae; Streptophyta; Lycopodiopsida; Selaginellales; Selaginellaceae
Product: wee1-like protein kinase 2
Exons: 12
Coding region: 221-2128 (635 amino acids)
Biological process (GO): protein phosphorylation; coenzyme A biosynthetic process
Cellular component (GO): cytosol
Molecular function (GO): eukaryotic translation initiation factor 2alpha kinase activity; protein tyrosine kinase activity; ATP binding
Source: RefSeq, a predicted model, not a curated record
CCAUGGAGCGGGGGCUGGAAUUGGCUGUGUCAUUGUGCAGUCUCUUCAUCUUACAGCAUUUGCCCAGAGGCGGGAUCCGGUGCGACGAAGCUGUCACGACGGAUGCCGCGCGGGGCCGCGCUGCACGGGCUACGGGCUGGACGGGCGGCAGUGACGUGCGUCACUUUUGCGCGUUGGCAUAUUUCUAGGGAGCGUGGGUAUAUUCCUUCUUGUGCAAGCGAUGGCGCCGGGAGCAAGCGCUGACGAUCGCGCUCGGGGCGAAGGCGAUGGUGCUCCGGGCGACGGCGAUCGGGAUGCCGUGGCUCUGGACAUUGGGGUCUCUAUGGUCCGGGUCGCGCGUUUCUUGCCGACUCCCAUGGCGGGAUCGGAUCUCCCCUGCCGUGGAGGCUACCUCGAGCUCAAAGAAUUCUCGACAAUCCGUGAGUGUCUUGACGCGCUGCAAUCCCAAGGCAUCACAACGAUUAAGGCCACGGGGGAGGGGGUUUUCCGGCACUCCCGCAUCUUCGAAGAGCACUUGGGCAUUCAACUGGAAAUCCUACCCGACAUGGAGUGCUUAGUAGCAGGAGCAACGUUCAUGCUACAGGACGCAAAAAAUCAGCAGGAACAUCCUUUAUUCCCGUUCCUGCUCGUCAACUUUGGCACAGGCGUGAACAUGAUCAAGGUGGAAGGCCAUAAUGUUUUCAAAAGAGUUUCGGGCACGACCAUAGGUGGCGGUGCACUGCGCGGCCUCUCAUCGCUUGCAACUUCCUGUCAAAGUUUUCAAAGCUUUUUGGACUUGUGCUCCAAUGGAGAAAGUACUGGAGUGGAUUUGCUCGUCACAGAUAUGCAUGGGACCACGUCAACAGAGGCCAAGCUCCCGCACUCGGCCAUAGCUGCGAGUCUUGGAAAAUUGAGCUGGGGUGAAUCCACAGGGCAUUGGCGAGAGGAGGACAUUGCUAUGUCACUCCUUCGGAUGAUAGUGAACAACAUCUCCCAGAUAGCUUCGCUCACCGCUGCCGGACAGAACGUGAAGAAGACUGUGUUCACCGGAAGCUUUUUGCGUGGCCCCGUGGUAAACGUGCUGAGAUCUGCGAUGCAGUUCUGGUCUCCGGCAGCACAGCCAGUUUUCCUCCACAGCGAUUACCUCAAAACGGCCGGUGCAUUCUUGGCAGGGCCUCGGUGUUGCUCCACUCCUCCCAUGACUAAAAAGGGAUACACUCCUCCUCAUUUGAGGAGGGCACCGGAGCCACUUUCAGCUGCAACCAAGGAUGAGCUGAGCUCAACAUUGCUCAAUGCCGCGCGAUGCCUCAAGGCGUCCGGAGAUUUGUCGGAGAGGACGUUUAAUUACAUUGUCAAGGAUCUCUGCGGCGGUGAGCUGGGAACAAAGCACAUCAACACCAAGUUCAAUGAAGAAUUCACGUUGAUCAAACAGCUUGGAAGAGGUGCUGACGGUGUGGUUUACAUGUGCCGACACAAGUUUGACGGACAAGUGUACGCGGUAAAGCAGAUCCAUGUCCGGAAAGACCUUGAGAGUGUCAUGAAGGAAGCAAGAACACUUUCAACUCUGGCUCAUGCAAACAUUGUGAAAUAUCAUACUUCUUGGUGGGAGGAGCAGCCUGGUGGGGGUUGUGUGGUGUACAUCCAAAUGCAAUACUGCACGAGCUCGUUAAAAGAUAUGCUGGAAGAUCCAAAAGCCUUGAUCCCGGUGGCAGCGUUCAACGAGCUCGUUCAAGCUGUUGAGUACCUGCAUGAAAAAAAAAUCAUUCACAGAGACAUCGCUCCGAAGAAUAUCUUUUUCGACGACUAUAAUCGCCUGAAACUGGGAGAUUUCGGGCUGGCGAAGAAGAAGUUGUCGCUCCCGAGAGAGGGUGGGAAAGUUGGGACAGGCAUGUACUCCUCGCCAAAGCAACUCGAGAAUGAGAUGGCUUCCGAUAUUUUCAGCCUGGGGAUGAUACUUUUCGAGCUCAAUUGCCGCUUCUCACCCGAGAACCAAGACAGAGACUCCACGAUGCAGCUGGCUAAGGAUGGCAUCUUCCCAAAGGAGUGGGAAAUUGCAAACCAGGAAUUGGCAGAGAAGAUUCGGAGCAUGCUACAUCCAAACAGGAGCCUCAGGCCGACAGCCAGCCAGAUCCUGGCUUCUCUCCCGUAGAAACAACAUUCCAUUAGAGAAUGUAAUGGACCUCAGUCCCACUUUCUCACCUCCGCGGGCUAAUGGCUGUCCCCUGGUGCUAGGCUCAUUCUCCACCGAUCAACUUCAAGCUUCCAGCAAAAUGGAAUGCUUUCUCGAGGUCAAAAACCAGAUCAACGACCGGUGUGAAGACCAAAGACGACCGGAGACCACGUUGGCCUCUACCCAAAUGGUUGCUUCUACAAUUGCAUGCAUGAUCCAUGCAAUUUUGGCUCGCCUCGCUAGAGCUUGCACUGCAGCAAAAGGUGGCGGAGAGGUUGCAAAACCUUUGGCCACCACUUAUUUUGAGAAAAUGAGAAUAAGCACACACUCAAAUUUGAAUAGAUAAAGCUUGAUCA